Molecule: messenger RNA, 855 nt
Organism: Arabis nemorensis
Lineage: Eukaryota; Viridiplantae; Streptophyta; Magnoliopsida; Brassicales; Brassicaceae
Source: the annotation of a GenBank genome assembly
AUGGAUGAUUUAUCAGCUUACUACUCGAUUGUUCCUCUUCCGCCUCCGGGAUUGCUUCCGAUUGGUCCAAGUAAUACUGUCUACUUGCCUACACACGCUUCUUCAAUCGGUGGUCGUGAUGAGGUUCGGACGCUUUUCGUCGCCGGACUUCCAGAAGACGUCAAGCUCCGGGAGAUCUAUAAUCUGUUUCGUGAGUUCCCAGGAUAUGAAACUUCGCAUCUCCGUAACUCCGAUGGAGCUAAGCCUUUCGCAUUUGCUGUGUUCUCGGAUCUGCAAUCAGCUGUAGCAGUGAUGCAUACUCUCAAUGGAAUGGUAUUUGAUCUUGAAAAGCAUUCUACUCUUUACGUCGAUCUUGCUAAAUCAAACCCUAAAUCUAAGCGUUCAAGAACAGAUGAUGGUUGGGAAAGCUUGAAAAAAACCAAGUCUUGGAGCACCACUACUGACUCUGGUUUUGGCAGCUUUCACACUCCUGGAAUGAGUAGUUCUGCUUACAACACAAUUGUUCAUUCACCUGCACAAAGUCAAGGUAUUGCUAUUGCUGGGAGGGCAACAACUACUGGAAAAUCUAAGAAUGCUGCAGAACCUUGUCCAACACUUUUCAUAGCAAAUAUGGGACCAAAUUGUACUGAAUCUGAGUUAAUUCAAGUGUUUUCCAGAUGCCGUGGAUUCUUGAAGCUGAAAAUUCAGGGCACAUAUGGGACUCCUGUUGCAUUUGUUGAUUUCCAGGAUGUCAGUUGUUCAAGUGAAGCAUUACAUACUCUUCAAGGCACAGUGCUUUACUCAUCCCUCACUGGGGAGGGUUUGAGGCUGCAAUAUGCGAGAUCACGGAUGGGGAUGCGUAAGAAGAUUAAUUAA